Agrilus planipennis (emerald ash borer) is the source of this 1289-nucleotide messenger RNA. Its product is annotated as catalase-like. Gene Ontology annotation, cellular component: mitochondrion; peroxisome; cytoplasm. The record is from RefSeq and is a predicted model, not a curated record. Gene Ontology annotation, molecular function: heme binding; catalase activity. The transcript has 3 exons. The coding region runs from base 186 to 1289 and encodes 367 amino acids. NCBI's taxonomy places the organism in Eukaryota, Metazoa, Arthropoda, Insecta, Coleoptera, Buprestidae. Gene Ontology annotation, biological process: hydrogen peroxide catabolic process; response to hydrogen peroxide.
CAGUAUUAGUUUAGUCUAUACUAAAUAUCGAAUAAGAAAUAACAUACGUAAUAGUUAGUUGCAGCAGAAUAUAAAAAAAAAUAACAUAAAAAUACGUAGGAUAAACAACUCCUGCAAGGCAGAACAAAUCAAGAUAAGCGGAAAGCAAAUAGUAUAAAAGAGGCAGAGCUGUUGGAAAACCCACGAUGAUGUUUGUAAAGCUAGAAGUCGUUGCUGUUUUAGUAUUCGCUAGAGCAAUACCUAUCUACGAGGCUAGCUACAUAACCACCGGGUUUGGAGCACCAGUUACACAUAGAGGUGCAUCCUUAACGAUUGGCCCUCGCGGGCCAUUACUACUGGAAGACACAGAAUUUAUCGACGAAAUGGCACACUUUGACCGAGAACGAAUACCGGAAAGAGUAGUACAUGCCAAAGGCGGAGGUGCAUUUGGUUACUUUGAGGUCACCAAAAAUAUCACUCAGUACUGUGCAGCCUCUCUCUUCUCAGAAGUUGGAAAGAGAACGAAAAUCGCGGUUCGGUUUUCCACAGUUGCUGGUGAAAGAGGUGCUGCUGACACACAACGAGAUCCACGUGGUUUUGCCAUCAAAUUUUACACAGAAGAAGGAAACUGGGACCUUGCAGGAAAUAGCUUUCCAAUAUUCUUCAUUCGAGACCCCAUAUUAUUCCCCAGUUUCAUUCAUACUCAGAAGAGGCAUCCGUCAACCUUUCUUCACGACGGUGACAUGCAAUGGGACUUUUUCACAUUGAGACCGGAAACAACUCACAUGCUACUUUAUCUAUUCUCUGACAGGGGAACUCCCGACGGGUUCAGAUUUAUGCACGGUUUUGGGGUUAAUACAUUCAAACUGGUUAACGCCACCGGACAUCACGUUUUUUGCAAAUUUCAUUACUUGUCCAAUCAGGGUUUGAGAAACUUAACUGCGGCGAGAGCCCAAGAACUUCAGUCCGUCGAUCCCGAUUACGCACUGAGAGAUUUGUAUGAAGCAAUUAAAUCCAACAAUUAUCCGUCAUGGACGAUGUACAUUCAAGUAAUGACGGACAUGGAGGCAAUGAAUACCACUUUUAAUCCAUUCGACGACACAAAGAUAUGGCCCGAAAAUGAAUAUCCUUUAAUCGAAGUCGGCCGAUUUACACUGAACGAGAAUCCUACAAAUUAUUUCCAACAAAUCGAACAAAUGGCCCUGUCCCCGUCUCGAAUGGUGCCCGGAAUUAAACCUUCGCCUGACAGAAUGUUACAAGGAAGACUGUUUUCUUAUCCNAACUUGAUGAUGAAGGUCGAAAAUUUGUAA